AUGAGGACGCUUGCGAUAACGGCCAAGACCAGAGGCGAGACGAGCAAGUUUUCCCAUUGGCUGGACAAAGUCGAUGCUCAAUUGCAAGGAAAGCAACACGACAACGGAGAUGACAUGGAACUAGGGAAAGCGUCGUACAGCAGGUAUUGGGAACACGUCCCUAGAGUAGUCCCCAAGCCAGCGGGAUCAUUGCACGUAUUCUAUAACGGUCGUCAGGACCAAAAGAACAACCCAUGGGACGAAUUAGAAUUUUCAGAGGACGAAGAGGCUCUACCGCACCAGAGACAUCCAAAUGUGUUAGUGUCGCAAGACAUACCAGGGCCAAAUACGCUGGUCGGCGGGUUCAGACCUGCGGAUCAGGCCGGCGAUGAGGUCAUCUAUCGUUCAGUAACGAACCGAAUGCGGGCAAUAGCCUUGACUGAUUGUGGCGAUGCAGACUCCAUGAGCUCCAUUGGCGAUGAUUACGAUCUCCAAGAGGCAAGGGCACAAACGCAGAUUUCGAAACCAUCGCGACGUAAACAUCGAGGAGGCGGUGCAUUGCCCGGUCCGUCUCAAGGGUCGGAACUGAAGUCUUGCCCUGGCUUUCUAAAGCCAACAAAUGCCAAUGAUUUCUUCUCCGGAGAAUGUGCAGUAUGUUCUGCUAACGGAUGUGUAUUAACGCUGGCUCUUGAGCCCUUUUUGGCGUCGCAUUCGAAAACGGAGAACUUUCCCGAGGUGGACAGUUUUUCUAAACAGCUUUACCCUCUCGCCUUAGGCAAUUAUCCCGAGAGAGACAUUUUGUCAGACAGUCUUGUCUGCGAUAACUGCCGGUGCGCUUCAGGCAAACCGACGAGUUCCUCGGUUAUCAUGCCAUUAGUUUCGUACAGCCACAACCGUGGGGCUUGGCUCGAAACGAUCAACCAGGCCACGGGAAGGCGCUUCGACAAGUCCGACCUCCCUCUCAUAUGGCUGGCUAUCGUAUAUACCAAAUUGGAAAACCUCGCCCUUAAUACUGAGGCUAGCUUUAGCAAGUAUUAUCGGGAGGCGCUCGAGUGGGAAUGUAGCAUGACUCAGUCCUCGGUCCAACUUCAAGCGCCCUCAAUUCAGAAAGGGAUGCCGCAUGAUCUGGACAGGGGAAUCAUCCAAGAUGCGGUUCUACUCAGCUUCCGAGAUGCCUUGGUGAAAGAUAAGGUACCAAUAUUUCUUUACUACCCCAUUGAAGGCUUCAUCGUUGCCAAUGCCAUUCUUUCCAACUCACGACGCAGCGGGGCACUUGGGUCGGACAAACUGAGAAGAGUAGUCUUGAUGCGGUUUCUAUUCCACAUCGUUGAAUCACUUCACCGCAUCGAUUAUCCAACCGGGGAAAUCCGACAGUCCAUGAUCAAGUUGUUGCUCAUCCGCGACGACGAGCGAGGAUCGCGUAGUCCCUUACGUUGGAGCUCCUCAAUACGCAAGAUCUCCGGGUACCUAACGGCGCAUGACAGUAGUCUCGGGAAAAGAUCCACCACGUCACUUCUGACGGUGGUGGCACAGAGCGCAUACAAGGUUACAAUAUCUGUCGCGGAGCUGGUGGCUACAGAUCUAGUCAGCACCGAGGAUCUGGCGAGUUUCCAGAGGCUGGGACACCUAUUCAGCUGGAUCCAAGAUGGCAGUGCUGGCCAUGCUCUUGCCGUCUUCGUCCAUUAUAUGCUUCGAAUGAACGGCGAAGAAUCUGAGCCAUUAGCUCACUUUCAAGUUAUCUUGGCGCAGCCCGAGAUCCAAAACGCAUUUUCACAGCCAGAAUUGCUCAGCGCGCGUGGUGUGGUGCAAAGAAUCAAGGCCCUUCCUAGCUGCGAGGAGUAG
Molecule: messenger RNA, 1821 nt
Organism: Pseudomassariella vexata
Lineage: Eukaryota; Fungi; Ascomycota; Sordariomycetes; Amphisphaeriales; Pseudomassariaceae
Exons: 1
Coding region: 1-1821 (606 amino acids)
Source: RefSeq, a predicted model, not a curated record